Messenger RNA from Haliotis rufescens (red abalone), 2784 nucleotides. RefSeq names its product atrial natriuretic peptide receptor 1-like. The record is from RefSeq and is a predicted model, not a curated record. The coding region runs from base 38 to 2449 and encodes 803 amino acids. The transcript is spliced from 18 exons. Gene Ontology annotation, biological process: intracellular signal transduction; protein phosphorylation; receptor guanylyl cyclase signaling pathway. NCBI's taxonomy places the organism in Eukaryota, Metazoa, Mollusca, Gastropoda, Lepetellida, Haliotidae. Gene Ontology annotation, molecular function: ATP binding; peptide receptor activity; guanylate cyclase activity. Gene Ontology annotation, cellular component: membrane.
UCGACGGAAAAUCCUUCUACAAGCAGCACGUGCAGGUAUGAUGGAUGGAACUUACGUCUUCUUCAUCCCGGAGCAUCUUCCUCCAGCCAAUGUCCAGACACCGUGGGUGAAAGGAGAUGAUCUUGACGAGGAGGCCAAAGCAGCGUUCUCAUACGUCUUCCAGAUUACAGUGUCUGAGAUGAUGGGCGCUGAGGUCCAGGCAUUCCGGGAUUUGGUGUCUGCAAAGAUGGCUGAGGCACCAUGGUACUACAACUAUACCCUUGUCAAAGGCAUCAAGGGUUCCGACUAUUCCCCCUUCCUCCACGACGCCGUCUACCUCUACCUGCUGGUGCUGCAUGAAGUUGUCACCGAGGGAGCAGAUCAUCGGAACGGAACGCUGAUAUUUAACAAAGCCAAAGGGAAAUCCUUCCGCGGCAUCACGGGAACUGUGCAGGUGGACAACAACGGUGACCGGGAGCCGGACUACUGGGUGUGGGACCUACAACCAGGAGGACAACACUUCAAUGUGGUCAUUGAGGCCAGACUGACCAGUACGGAUGACCAGAAAAUCCACGUAAUACAGGACGUCGUGUGGGCAACAAGCGACGGCAAACCUCCGCCAGAUGUCCCUGUUUGUGGUUUCUCGGAGGAGUUGUGCCCAAAAGACAGAUCAUAUCGGGUCUUCAUAAUAAUUGUGACAGUAUUAGUGGGUUUCGUCGUCAUCGUGGUCAUCAUCGUAAUUGUUAUCCUUUUCAGGCGUUCAAGCCUAGAACGCAAGUUACAACAACGACUGUGGAUGAUACCAUAUGAUGAUAUUAAGUUCAGCAGGAAUCGUCUGGCUGGCAGUAUAAGUAUGAUAAGCAUAAAUAAUACUGCGUCCAGCCUCCUUAGCUCCUUAAAGCUGGACACUGGAGGGAUUGGUGAAGGUCAAAUAUUCUCAGCGAUUGGGUACUGCAAAGGCAACACUGUGGCGAUCAGGAAAAUAGAGUACACCAUCAACGUCUCAACGAUGUCAAGACAAGACAUGCUCCAACUCAAAGCUAUGAAAGAUUUGCGCCACGAGAACGUCAAUGCAUUUAUUGGCCUUUGCGUUGAUGACCGGUUGCCAUGUUGGCUCACGCUCUACUGUUCUAAAGGUAGCUUACAGGAUAUUAUAGGUAAUGAAGACAUCAAGUUAGAGUGGAUGUUCAAGAUGAGUCUAAUCACCGAUGUGGUCAAUGGUUUAUGCUACAUUCAUUCAUCACCUCUUCGCCACCAUGGCAACGUAAAGAGCAGCAACUGUGUAGUUGACAACCGCUGGGUACUUAAACUAACCGAUUUCGGCAUGAAACACUUGCGACGUCCUUCAGAGUAUCAACUUUUUCAAGGGCAAUUCUGGACAGCCCCGGAGGUGCUGCGUUCUAAAGACCCCAUGGCUCCGACUCAGCUUCAGAAGGCGGACGUAUACAGCUUUGGUGUUAUAAUGUACGAGAUCUUGCAACGCUGUCCACCUUAUGAUACAGAUGAGUACACACCCGAAGAGAUUAUUGAGAACCUAACACAACCACGAAACCCUUUGUUCCGCCCUGACACUGGCAACCACCUCCAAAACGAGCCUGAGUCCAGCCUUGAAGACGUCCCUGAAUCAGCCGUGGUAUUGAUGAAAAGUUGUUGGGGGGAAGUCCCUGACACGAGACCCUCCUGUACAAGUAUCAAGCAAACAUUGUUUUCACUGAACAAGGGCAGGAAGCUGAACAUCGUCGAUAACAUGAUCCUGAUGCUGGAGAAGUACGCCAACAACCUUGAGGAAAUCAUCGAGCAGCGGACUAGCGACCUCGUGGAAGAGAGGAAGAAGUCGGAUACGUUGCUGUUCAGGAUGCUGCCAGUUUCAAUAGCAGAAAAAUUGAAACGAGGCUGUAAGGUUGAAGCGGAGAUCUUCGAAUCUGUUACUGUGUAUUUCUCCGAUAUAGUUGGCUUUACCGAUUUGUCUGCCAGAAGCACUCCUAUACAGGUAGUCGACCUUCUCAAUGACUUGUACACCAUGUUCGACACCAACAUCAGCCACCAUAACGUGUACAAAGUGGAGACCAUCGGAGACGCCUACAUGGUUGUCAGUGGACUUCCAGACAGAAACGGCAACCGCCAUGCGACUGAGAUUGCCAACAUGGCACUCGACUUGUUGCAGUCGAUUGGAAGUUUUAGAGUUUCACAUUGUCCUGAAUACCAAAUGAAGCUGAGGAUAGGACUUCACACUGGUAGUUGUGCUGCAGGGGUGGUCGGGAACAUCAUGCCUAGAUACUGUCUUUUUGGCGAUACGGUCAACAUGGCCGCCAGAAUGGAAUCAAACGGAGAAGCAUUGAAGAUACACAUGAGCGACGUUACUGCCAGAAUCCUGCAGGAAAAGGAGAGCUACAACAUCUCACGACGAGGGGAGAUUGAAGUUAAGGGCAAGGGCAUACAGACAACAUAUUGGCUCUGUGCGAGGAAUUGACAACAUUGAUGACGUUCGUGAAAACAAGUGUUUGCCAGCUGCCGUCAAAAACAAAUAGUUUGUUCCAGAGUUGAUAAACAUACCAGGAAGUACAAAACUAUUGACGUCAGACUUUUUAAUAGGCUUUGUAAGAGCCCAUUGACAGCUUCUUAAGACACUCUAAGGAUGGAUUCUGGUCGCUCAAUACAUAUAUCACGUAAUAUAAUUUUAUUAUUUUGUAACCGCGAAACGGCAAAAUCAAGAAAUGUGACAAUCUAACGUUUAAACAAUAUAAAGAAAUAUUUUUGCAUCAUAAUAGUAUUCAUGAAUGUAUUUUGUAUUAAACCUGUGCAAUA